UUGUUCGCUCUGAUCGAGUUGCACUUAACCCAGGACCCCGAGCCAUGUGUACGUCAGGCCGCAGCAAAUCUUGCCCGGGCGCUAUUGCGUCCCCCGGAGGACACGGAACAGUCGAAUUUGUCACCAUGGCUCGCGCCCGAUCUGUUGCGCGAUUUGAAUCGAUUACUGUCCAGCCGAGUUCGAAUCGAACGAGAUCUACAUGUGCGGGAACAGAUCGAAGCUGCUCUGGGCCAGUUAGACCAGUGUGUACGAUCCAGUUUGUUCCGGCCGAUGGACACUCCACAAUCUCUGGUGAAAGAAAUUCGAGUGAUUCGACCAUUUUUAGACUGA
This is a messenger RNA of Echinostoma caproni, 330 nucleotides long. Lineage: Eukaryota; Metazoa; Platyhelminthes; Trematoda; Plagiorchiida; Echinostomatidae. The record is from the annotation of a GenBank genome assembly.